AUGGAAGCAGCAUUGAAAACGUUCUUUUUGAGCCCGCGCUUCGCCGUCGCUGGCGCAUCUUCCGAUCCUACUAAAUUCGGCCACAAGACUACUGACGCUGCUUUACAGUAUUCGCGUGGUACCUCGCCCCACACCCUCCCCGCAACCCCUAUAAACCCCGGUUCCCCCACCGUCAACAUCAUGAACCGCGACUAUACCACGAUACCCUCUCCAACCGCUCUCCAAGAUCCCCCGGCAUCAAGUUACUCUCUAUCCGUCAUCACGCCCCCAUAUGUGACGAAGACAUUGCUCAAAGAGGCGAAAGAAGCGGGGAUCGUGGCUGUUUGGCUGCAACCUGGCAGUUUCGAUAGAGAGGUGUUGGAAUAUGCCAAGAACAACUUCCGAGCAGCGAUUGCAGGUGAUGGAGGAAGAGGAGGAGAGGGGUGGUGUGUACUUGUGGAUGGAGAAGAAGGGCUGAGGAUAGCUGGGAGGGAGUGGUCGAAGCUGUGA
Molecule: messenger RNA, 489 nt
Organism: Pyrenophora tritici-repentis Pt-1C-BFP
Lineage: Eukaryota; Fungi; Ascomycota; Dothideomycetes; Pleosporales; Pleosporaceae
Source: RefSeq, a predicted model, not a curated record